AUGCUGAUCUUUUUCUUAUUUAUUUUAUUUCCUGGCGCCGUCUUCGCGGUUCGUUUUGUUUAUGAUUUUUCGAGAGCUUCCCUCUAAUACCAAUCCAACCUUUUAACAGUUUUUAGUUCAGGCUUCUCCAACGCAAAAGGUUUGUUUUAUGAUGAACAGCUUUCAGUGGUGGCAUUCGAUUUCAUUUUGCUAACAUUUUUCGCGCUGAUAAGCAUUAAUACUUUUGAGUUGCUAGCUAACAUUUUAAAGCUUUUCUUUUGUUCCUAUCCUUCCUAUGAAAAUGGUAAAUAAUCCUUUCCAGAGGCUGUUGCGAAUCAACGAGUGGUACUCGUUCAAAUUCGACUCACACGCCAUUCUCGACGUCAAUGUCUUUGCCACCUGUGAUAAGUCCGUUAUCAAGGCUCAUUUUUACAAGUAUAAAAGUUGUAGAAGUAGGUGAAAAACAUUUAUCUCAUCACUCUUGAUUAUUUGUGAACUAUGCCGCACGUGUCCAAGCAGGUGCGCCGUGAAUCCGGUGAUACGUAGCGGUCGCAGUUUACACGGCACGUGUCCAUUUGGCGAAUCGCCUCAAUCAAUACCUUUUUUCACUCGGAUUAUUAAGAUUUUCAAGUUAUAAUUUAUAAUAACUAAUUCAUCCACAACGUGAAAAGAAUAAAUAAAGUUGAGAACCGGUUUAAAGUCACCCUUACGAGUGAUUUCACCGGAUAGGGUAUACAAUAGAUAAUCACAAAUGUGUAUUUUGCAAAGCUGGAAAAUUAAUUGCUGGAUCCGUAGACUCGAAUAUCAAUGUAGCUUCUAACUAUAAGGUCGUUAUAUUUGCAGAAAGCUGCUUUUGAUUUUCUAUUCAAGCUUUUAUUUUAUCUGCUUGAAGUUAUAAACUGAAUACCUGUAUUGUAGCAAAAAAGACGAUGAAGGACAGUAAAAUUAGAAAAAUUCGGAGCAUUUCUUUGAUGAAGAGAAUAAAAAGACCGGUUUGUGCAGAGGCAGGCUGAACAGCUGACAUUGUUUUUUGAAUAGAACCCUGAUAGAUCGUUGCACCAAAAAACAUCAGAGAAUUUAAAGUUCAGACCAGUUAAAAUCUUUUCUAAAAAAAAGAAGAAAUUUUCAGGUUCACGAUGAUUUUUGGGACUGAAAAAGACGAACUGACGCGUCUGCGAUUCCGUUUUGACGAUUUGUUUCUCAAAAAACUUGACGUCGACUCCCUUGAUCACAGUUUGUAUCCGACAGAUCGAAAAUACGAAUAAAUAUUUUUAAGUUGAGCUUCCGAGAACGUCGAAAGUAGACGGGGGAUGUCGAGAGAUGCGUCGGAAGGCCUUGCGGAUAAACGUAAGAAAAUUCUAGCUUUUCUGGCUGAAACUUUUGGCUUAUCAGGUUACUGCGAACGAGAACGAGAUCGAGUUUAGAAUAGCUGAUCAAGUGAUCAAAAGACCUUUCGAAUUACCUGUACGCAAACUUCAGGUAUUUUCAUUACUUUUUAGGGAUCUUUUACUCUUCGUCUUCUAUCUUUUAGACUAAUUUAUUCCUACCAGUGUUGCAAUUUCAUCUCUCUUCUUUUAAGUUGGAUAAAAGCGGAAUUUUUAGUACUAACUCAUACAUGAAAACUUACUAGUUAUUACUGUUUUUAAAUGAAAUAAUCUCCCUUUAAAAUGUAUUGAAACUUGAACUUCAUCAUCAUUUUUAGGUGGCUAUACCCCAAAAUGUUCCUUGCUGUUUGAUUCGAGGCCUUCUCUUAACUGACAUUCAAGGUAUUAUUUUUUUUGUGAAAGGACGUGAUUUUUGGAUUGAAGGUCUGAUGACACCCACUGCGGUUUCGAAUCUUCAAAGGGUCUCUUCAAAGUUCAGAGUUACCGGUUGGUUUUGAUUUUCAGUACUGAAGUGAAAGGAAUGCGAAAGUUUAAUGGAUCUCUGAAAAAAAAUUAUUAUUUGUAAAAAGCUUCAGUGCAAAAGAGCACAACGGCGAAAAGUCAAAUGAUAUUGGCGACGUCGACGCCGAGGUCAAACAGUAUUUCGAAAGGUAACUGUUCGACGAUAAGCCAUUCUAGCUCAAGAAGUUCAGGGACCGAGGAGUUGGAAGUGGAGCGGAUGCCGUCGACGAGUCAGACUCCAUCUGAUGACAGUUCGGCGUCUUCCACAACUUCAAGUGGAAUCACUAAAUCUUGGUAAACCUUUGAUAAAUUGUGUUUUUACUGAAAAAAUUUACAUAGUCGGGUAGCUAGCUGCAAAUGUUUUGUCAUACAACAAUAUUUUAAAUCGAAGAUGGCAAAAGUCUAACUCCGCGUAACUUUUUUUUUGUUGGGUUUUCCGUUUUCGAAACUGUUUCAGUAAGAACUUGUGUAAAGAUCACAUUCAAAAAUAGAAACGGAAAAUAUCACAGUAGCUGACAAAAAGAAAUCCAAUACUCAUUGCCAUCCCGGUGUUGCGAAAAUGAAGUGAUUGAUUAGAUUAUUAAUGAAACUCGAAUGGAAAGAGCUUUUAUAUGCCGAAAACAAUUAAUUAUUGGAGAAGUUAGCAGAGAGCUCUGUGUAACGCUUUUGAUGGUUACCUUCUUUCCAUCAAAAACUGCAUCUGGUGAUGACGGUAAUCGAUUUUCCUCUUUUUUUUUUCCUCAAUAUUCUUUCUGACGAAAGUCUUCAGCAGAAAAAUAUUAAUCACCAAAAACAUUAUAGGGAGAAAAAAAAAUGGAAAAAUCUGAAACCGAUGAUUGUAACUGGAAUUUGAACGGCAUGCUUGAACUGAGGGUUUCGCAGGACGCACACAGUCAACGAAGAGUGGUCGACGACGUUCAUCGUCUGCUGCACGGUGAUCACCGGCCUGAUGAGCACCCUCGUUCUUUUCGGCGUGUUCAUGUUCUUUUACCUGAUGACUAAGCCUAAGGGCGGAAAGUCGCCUUAUUCAAUCGACACCUGA
Messenger RNA from Caenorhabditis auriculariae, 2907 nucleotides. Lineage: Eukaryota; Metazoa; Nematoda; Chromadorea; Rhabditida; Rhabditidae. The record is from the annotation of a GenBank genome assembly.